Messenger RNA from Aspergillus mulundensis, 1689 nucleotides. Its product is annotated as kleisin alpha. Gene Ontology annotation, molecular function: chromatin binding; protein binding. Gene Ontology annotation, biological process: mitotic sister chromatid cohesion; replication-born double-strand break repair via sister chromatid exchange; synaptonemal complex assembly. Bases 1 to 1689 code for a protein of 562 amino acids. Gene Ontology annotation, cellular component: synaptonemal complex; cohesin complex. The transcript is spliced from 2 exons. The record is from RefSeq and is a predicted model, not a curated record. NCBI's taxonomy places the organism in Eukaryota, Fungi, Ascomycota, Eurotiomycetes, Eurotiales, Aspergillaceae.
AUGUUCUAUUCAGAGACCUUGCUGUCCAAGACCGGGCCUCUGGCCCGUGUCUGGCUGUCUGCCAACCUCGAACGCAAACUCUCAAAAUCGCACAUUCUGCAGUCGGAUAUCGAAAGCAGUGUCAGCGCUAUUGUGGACCAGGGACAGGCCCCCAUGGCUUUGCGAUUGAGUGGUCAGCUGUUGCUCGGUGUUGCUUUCCGUCUCACGAACAAUAAUGAUUUGACGACCAGUGCCGUGGUUGCCCCGGGUGGCAUCACUCUUCCUGACGUACUGACCGAAGCCGACCUGUUCAUGAACCUGGAUUCCUCUUUACUUAUAGCUCAACCACUUUCAUUGGAGCCGGAAGGAAAGCGGCCGGGUCCGUCAAUGGAUUUUGGAAGUCAGCUAUUCCCGGACACUGGACUGCGACGCUCUGUUUCUCAGGAACCCGCAUUAUUGGAGGAUGUCGGCGACCUUGAACUUAACCUUGGACUUGACGAUGAGACGGAUCUGACGUUCCCUCACGAUUUUAGUAUGGAAGUUGGACGAGACGCGCCUCCGCCCCGCCCUAUGGAAGAGGACAAUUUCAGUGAUGCCGGCAAGGUUCUCGAUGUUGGCGACCUGGGGCUGAAUCUCGGCGAGGAUGAUAUUCCCUUGGACUCUGUGAAUUUUGGGGCGGAUGAGGACAACUUCCUGCCUCCCGACGAGCCCAUGGAUCUUGGUGAUGACACGGUGGUUGCGGAUGGUGUCGCCGAUGGUGAUGAUGACCGAUUUGAGCGUGAGAGCACUCUCACGGAGGCUUCGGAAGAUAUGAUGGAGCGUCUGAACACGGAACAUAAUUUCGACCUCGACGACGAAGAGCAAGAUGACGAAACCAUUCAACAUGCGCAGCGUGCCAAGCGGAGAAAGCAACUUCCCACCAUCGAGCUUGAUGAGGAUGUCGAGUUCAAAGGAAACUCGUAUUUUCGAAUCCAGCAGGAACAACUUUCUGAGACUUUGAAGCCUGCCUCUUUUCUGCCCCGUGAUCCUGUUCUGCUGACGCUUAUGAACAUGCAAAAGAACGGCGACUUUGUCUCCAAUGUGAUGGGUGGCGGCGGACGUGGCUGGGCUCCUGAGAUUCGUGAUCUGCUGUCUUUCGAUACUGUCAAAAAAGCCGGUGAGCUGAAACGCAAGCGCGACAGUGGAAUCUCCGAUAUGGACGUCGAUGCCGCUACUGCCCCUGCUCUGGAAAUUGAAGAAGAGGCGAUUGUUCCUGUGGAUGAGGGUGUCGGCAUGGAAUCAACCCUGCACCAGCGCUCUGAGAUUGAUUUCCCUGGCGACGAAGAGGAGCACCUUCACCUCAGUGAAGACGAAGGUAUCCAGCAGCCUCUCGACGAUUUUGAAGACACUAUUGAGCCUGUCGACAGCGCAUUAGUGUCAGUCGGCACGAAACGCGCGGUGCACGUCCUGCGUGACUGCCUUGGCGACGCAGAGCAAACCAAGGCCGUCAAGUUUCAGGAUCUUCUGCCUGAGAAGAAAGCUACCAAGGCUGACGCCACCAAAAUGUUCUUUGAGGUUUUGGUCCUUGCUACCAAAGAUGCUGUUCAAGUUGAGCAGCGCUCGAACACUGUCGGCGGACCGAUCAAAAUCCGUGGCAAGCGUUCGCUUUGGGGUCAAUGGGCCGAAGAAGAUGCCACUGCUGAAGCCAGCCAGCCUCAGGUUGCAGCUUAA